Molecule: messenger RNA, 2157 nt
Organism: Penicillium brasilianum
Lineage: Eukaryota; Fungi; Ascomycota; Eurotiomycetes; Eurotiales; Aspergillaceae
Source: the annotation of a GenBank genome assembly
CGAAGACAAUUGAAAUUAUGAGCCACAACCUUCUACCAGAACCCAAACGAACACGUUGAAAAUCUAAAACUCCACCAUAUUUCCACAAUUCCAUCUCCAAGAAUGGUCUUCCCCGCGCGCGAUGCGGAGGCAUCUCCAGACCCGCACGAGCAACAACUAGACACGGACAUCCAAUCUAUUCGCGCACAGAUCCGCACCCUCCAACGCCGCAAACGCUUCCUUUCAUCAAGCCUCCUCUCCUCAGACUCCAUCCAAAAACACCUCCGCAAAUCCAACACAACCCUAACUUCAAUCCACAAUGAAGUCUCCCCCCUAAUUCGCGCUGCAGGCGCCCACUCCGACUCAAAUCACCAUCGCAUCGCAUUCGGUACAACCGCCUUUCCCUUCAAAGACCCCUCACCCACCGCGCAGCCCGAGGGUUCGAGUUUACUCGGGGUGCGAAUUGACGUUUGCGUACGUGGCGGUCGGUUCGCAAAGCCGUAUUAUGUGUUGUUGAGGAGGGAGCGGGUCCGCGGGGAGAAGGAGGUCAGGCUUAGGGUGCAUCGGCAUACUGUGCCGGCGUUUAUUGAUUUGGGGAGGGUUGAGGGGGCCUAUCUACCUUUUCCUAAGAAGGGAAAGGGACAGGGGAACGGGGGCGAUUCUGAUGGGGAGGGAGAGGAGAGUGAGCCGCUGAAGCCGACGAGGAAGAGUGGAAGGAGACAAGAUUUGCGUGGAUUUGUUCGUGAAUUGCGUCGUGAACUUGUGGCGUGGCAUUUACGUGGCGAUGCAGUUGAGUUACUGCGCGAGAAAUUGGGGUUGAGUGAGGAGUCGCAGAUUGAUCCUGCGGAGCGGUUGUCGCCAGAGUCUAGAGGGGGUAUUGUCGCGUUGGAGCCUACUGCGGUGGAGGCGCGGUAUGUGCGUUUGGAAUGGGAGGAUGGGCGUGUUGGACGGUUCAAGCUGUCUAAUGCUGGGAUUGUCGAACGCGCGGUUGUUAUCGGCGACGAUGGGCGAGAUAAGCAGAUUGAAGAUGCCAUGACUGGUGGCGGUGGGAGGGUGGAGACUCUCCUCGACCGAUUGAAAGAGCGCGGUGCCGUUGCGACAUAGACAGAGAAAUGCUGGAGUUCGAUUGAUAUUUGCAAGGACGAUUUUAUACAUGAUACCCCCACUUAAUGCAUGCAAUAACACAGUCAAGUUGACUAGUGAAGCAAUCUCAAUGUAAAGGUAAUAAUUCAAGGUAUCUAUUUCGCAGAGAUGGAGUAACCCAAGAUCAAAGGCUAUGCACAGGUGGAAACCAAAGAGCCGCCAUGCGUAAUGUAUAAACGAAUAAAGAAAAUGACUGUUGGAAAUUCCCAGAUAUCCACGCACAAGGAAUAGUGAUUACAAGAUGGAUAGUGGGCGUCAAGUGGUAUAAAAGACGAGACUCGCUUCGAACGAGGGUCGCGGAUGCAAGUAUUAAAAGGCGUGCAUAUAAAACAUUAUGAAGACAUCCAGCGGGUAUCAAUGCAACUGGGUUGAGUUCUCACUGCGGGGUCUGGGAUUCAAGUUGAGAAGGUGAUACAGGAUCGGAAAGACUGGUAGUCGAGUCGAGGGUUUCGUUAUUGACGCCGCUGAAAGAGAUAGGCGGCAAUGGACCGUACGGGUGACCGUGUCGGACCUCAAGUUGCUUGCGCAGGAUAGCUUCUUCCAGGUUCCAGCGGUGACGCAACUCGAGUUUCUUAAUAUCUAAAGCUUGAAUCAAGGACGUCUCCUCGAUACGGUGCUCGGCCUGCAAAGCAGUGACGUUCUUGCUAUGCUGAAUGCACAUAUCAUUGAGCUCGCGCUCCAUACGCGCCAUAGCUUCCUGUAGACGGAGCUCUUGACGAUCUCGCAAGACCUUGAUCCGGGCCUCGUGAAGCGCAUCCAUGCUCUCGUGGUCGUGGUACUGUCGUUCAAGCUGUUCCUUUUGCUGGCGCGUGAAGCGGCGCGCGGGUGGAGUGGUUGACUCGGACCCGGAGAAGGAAUCGGAGGAGCGCUGCGCUGCUGGCGCCGGCGAAGGCGGGGGACUGACAUUUCGGAAAUAUCCCUCCAUAUGCUUAAUGCGCGUACGCGAGUUUUGCUUUGCGCGGUCGAAUUCGCGUUGCUGUUCCAUUUCAACGGCGAGCUGGCGCUCUUCCAUGUGAAUGGCAUCGUUGAUAUUCU